GUACAGGGAGGAGUGCAUAAGCGUAGGCAGUGCUUUUAGUAAUAUGAGUGAAAAGAACUCCGCUUAGACAGGUAACUUGGGUAACUACACACGCCCUUUCCUGUGCUGUGGGGUGUAGCGCAUUUCUGCUGCAAAUUUGGAGGCCGAGUACAACCCGAAGGAUUCCAGGGGGCAGCAUCACUUCGCUUGUCACAGAUAGCAGCACUCCACCUGAACCCCUCUUCUCGACGGAUGUCCGCGGCCAUUCUUCGACAAGCAGCAACAGAACAACCAACCUCGUUAUCGAACCUUGACUAAACGUCACCAAGGCACCCUGACACGAUUCACCCAAUUGACCACGUGCACACACCGGGCUCAACAAGAUGUCAUCAUACCUAGGCCUCCCAACCCCCCUGAUCCGGCCCGUCGCCGCCCUGGCCGGAUGGACAUUCGUCAUGGAAGCUUGGAUGUAUGCCACCCGCAUCCCGGCCGUAAGCAAGUACGGCGUUUCUACUGACCCGGACAAGUGCAAGGAGGAACUGAACACCAAGAUCCCGGUUCAUAUUCGUCAGAUUGCGGAUAACUUCAACCACUUGCACGAGCAGCCGACUACCUUUUUCGCGGUGGCAUUGGCCCUGACCAUCGUCGGUGACAACCACAAGUAUACCAAGUACGCUGCCUGGGGCUACGUCGGCAUCAGGGUCGUCCAUUCGCUCUUCCAGUCCCUGGUGAACAAAGUCAUGGUCCGCUUGCCCAUCUUCAUCACGAGCUCGGUCGUACUGGCUGGCUUGACUGGACGUCUUGCGCAGCUGGUCUUUUAGGCGUGCAGGAGUGGCUACUCCCGAGGUCGUGGGGUCGGGAUCGCUACUCGGUCAGGCCGAGAGGCGGGCGGCUCUUCUUUUGAUGUAUGGAAAUGCCGUUGUCAUGUCAGCCGGUACUGCUUGCGGCAUCUGUUACUGGUAUCAAAGGGGCAGUCAUGCUAAUGACACGAUCUUAUGCUUUCCGGAACACGGGCUCGUGGAAAAAACUGGGGUAAUAAUGGCCCGCACUUGUGGAAUCUAAAGCAAACAAGCUUAUUUAAACAA
This is a messenger RNA of Diaporthe batatas, 1064 nucleotides long. RefSeq lists its product as uncharacterized. Gene Ontology annotation, cellular component: membrane. The record is from RefSeq and is a predicted model, not a curated record. NCBI's taxonomy places the organism in Eukaryota, Fungi, Ascomycota, Sordariomycetes, Diaporthales, Diaporthaceae. Bases 363 to 800 code for a protein of 145 amino acids. The transcript has 2 exons.